This is a messenger RNA of Dermochelys coriacea (leatherback sea turtle), 4869 nucleotides long. It is a transcript of the gene SCAPER, whose product is annotated as S-phase cyclin A associated protein in the ER. The record is from RefSeq and is a predicted model, not a curated record. Lineage: Eukaryota; Metazoa; Chordata; Testudines; Dermochelyidae. Gene Ontology annotation, molecular function: zinc ion binding; nucleic acid binding.
ACGGGCAGACGUAGGGCAGCGCCUUCGCCGGCUCGUACUGAGCACGCGCAGGCGGCUCCGGCAUGUUCCGACAAGCGGCGACGGGAGGCCGUUCCUGACACUGCACCGGCCACUGGCGGGAUGAGAUGACAUCAGUUCGGCGGGACGCGCGCAGGCGGGACAACGCAGCAAAGAGGAGAGUGUAUGAAAACUCCAUGGGGUCAGCCAAAAAUGUGAUAAGUGAGACUGUUGAUGUAGCAGAGGGUUAUAACAUGAUGGCUUCUUUCCAGCGCUCUAAUAGUCAUGACAAAGUGAGGAAAAUUGUUGCAGAAGAGGGUCGUACAGCAAGAAACCUUAUUGCAUGGAAUGUCCCACUGGAAAGCAAAGAGGACGAUAGUAAGUCUAAAUGGCAAGUAGGUGGAAAAUCUAAGAGAGUGGUUCAUGGAACACAUAAACCUACAAAACAGAGCACCACAGUAGACUGUAAAAUAACAUCAGGAGCCGCUGGAGAUAAAAAUUUUGACAAAAGCCCAACAAAAACAAGGCAACCUCGAAAAGUUGAUUUGAGAGCUCGAUAUUGGGCAUUUCUUUUUGACAAUCUUAGACGGGCAGUUGAUGAAAUCUAUGUUACUUGUGAGUCGGAUCAGAGCGUAGUAGAAUGCAAGGAGGUUCUAAUGAUGCUAGAUAACUAUGUAAGAGAUUUCAAGGCAUUGAUUGACUGGAUACAGCUACAGGAAAAGCUAGAAAAGGCUGAUGCUCAAAGCAGACCUACUUCAUUGGCUUGGGAAGUAAAGAAGAUGUCUCCAGGACGCCAUGUAAUACCAAGUCCAUCAACAGAUAGAAUCAGUGUAACAUCAAAUGCUCGAAGAAGUUUAAAUUUUGGGAAUCCAUCUGUGACAAUUGCUACCACUCGUCUGGCUCCUUCAGGUGUAAGUUGGGCUGAUAAGGUGAAAGCCAACCAUGGAGCUAAAGCUGCCACUCCAGAGCUAGCAACUACACAAACCUGCAUGCCAACACCAGUGCAGAAGUCAUCACGGAGAAAUGAACAGAUGCUGAGUGAACAUCCCAGGAGAUGGAAGAAAUUCUUAAUUCAUAGGAGCAAGAAAAGAGAACGAAAGGAUGCAGAAGGAUGGGAAACAGUUCAGCGCGGAAGGCCUGUUCGAUCUCGAUCUACAGCUGUAGCGACAAAAACUCCUGUAGCUUCAGAAUUGCUAAAAACUAAAGAUGACAGUGACAAAGAAAAUGUGGUCUUCAGACCAUCAGAAAGUAAACAGAAGAAUUCAUUCGAUGAACAUAGUGCAUCCAAAAAUACAGAACCUCUGCAGAAAGAUUCUUUAUAUCUGAGUGAUCAUCUUCUUGCUGAAAGGAUUCAGUUCACAGCACACACACUAGAAGAUACCAGAAACACUGGCAGCGUGGUUUUACAGGACAGUUCUUGCUUACGAACACCUUCUGAAAUGCCUGCAGUUGUCAUAGACACUGAACAUACUUCAGAAAGUCUACAGAUUGAUGCAUCUUCCUCCCUGAUCUCUGGUAGUAAAGAACAACAUGAAGCAUUAAACAAGAUAGAAAGUGAAAUGGACCCCUCAGACAUUUCAAAUUCUAUGGCAGAAGUCCUUGCUAAAAAAGAAGAGUUAGCAGAUCGCCUGGAAAAGGCCAAUGAAGAAGCAAUAGCUAGUGCCAUUGCAGAAGAAGAGCAGUUAACUAGAGAGAUUGAAGCAGAAGAAAACAAUGACAUUAACAUUGAGACUGACAAUGAUAGUGAUUUUUCUGCUAGCAUGGGCAGUGGAAGUAUAUCUUUCUGUGGCAUGUCUAUGGACUGGAAUGAUGUCCUGGCAGAUUAUGAAGCUCGUGAAUCAUGGCGUCAAAAUAAUUCAUGGGGUGAUAUAGUGGAAGAAGAACCUGCACGUCCACCAGGCCAUGGAAUACAUAUGCAUGAGAAACUCUCUUCACCAUCUCGCAAAAGAACAAUAGCAGAAUCUAAAAAGAAACAUGAGGAGAAACAGAUGAAAGCUCAACAGCUGAGAGAAAAGUUACGUGAAGAGAAAACGCUAAAGCUUCAAAAACUGAUAGAGCGGGAGAAAGAUGUGCGAAAGUGGAAAGAAGAAUUACUGGACCAGAGACGCAGGAUGAUGGAGGAAAAAUUACUCCAUGCUGAAUUUAAACGCGAAGUGCAGUUACAAGCAAUUGUGAAAAAAGCACAAGAGGAAGAAGCAAAGGUAAAUGAAAUUGCAUUUAUAAACACCUUAGAAGCCCAAAAUAAACGUCAUGAUGUCUUGUCCAAACUAAAAGAGUAUGAACAAAGACUAAAUGAAUUACAGGAAGAACGCCAACGGAGGCAGGAAGAAAAGCAAGCACGUGAUGAAGCUGUUCAGGAGCGUAAAAGAGCUCUGGAAGCAGAACGCCAAGCCCGGGUUGAAGAGCUGCUGAUGAAGAGGAAAGAACAAGAAGCUCGGAUUGAACAGCAGCGGCAGGAGAAAGAGAAAGCACGGGAAGAUGCAGCACGGGAAAGGGCCAGAGAUCGAGAGGAGAGGCUGGCAGCUCUCACUGCAGCUCAACAAGAAGCAAUGGAGGAGCUACAGAAAAAGAUUCAGCUGAAGCAUGAUGAAAGCAUUCGGAGACACAUGGAACAAAUUGAACAGAGGAAAGAAAAGGCAGCUGAAUUAAGCAGUGGCAGACAUGCUAAUACUGAUUAUGCACCUAAACUUACACCAUAUGAACGAAAAAAGCAGUGUUCAUUAUGCAAUGUCUUGAUUUCCUCAGAGGUGUAUCUCUUUAGCCACAUUAAGGGGAAAAAACACCAACAAGCAGUGAGAGAAAAUAGCAGCAUCCAAGGACGAGAGCUUUCAGAUGAAGAAGUGGAGCACCUGUCAUUGAAGAAGUACAUUGUUGAUAUUGUGAUUGAAAGCUCUGUUCCAGUAGAACCUUUAAAAGAUGGAGAGGAGAAACAAAAAACUAAAAAGAAGGCAAAGAAGCUGAAGGCACGGAUGAACUCCAGGGCUAAAGAAUAUGAAAGUUUAAUGGAAGCAAAAAAUGCCACCUCUGAAUCACCAUACAAAGCAAAGCUGCAGCGAUUAGCAAAAGAUCUUCUAAAGCAGUUCCAAGUACAGGAUAGCAGUUCAUUGGCAAACAACAAGGUUUCUGCUCUGGACAGGACUUUAGGAGAGAUUUCUCGUAUCCUGGAAAAAGAGAAUGCAGCAGAUCAGAUAGCAUUCCGGGUUGCAGGAGGACUCUCAGCCCUUGAACACAUUCUUCAAGUAGUGAUUUCUUCCACAAAUAUGAAUGCAGUUUCACGGAUUCCUCCCAAGUCACUCUGCAAUGCCGUAAAUGUUUACAACCUGACCUGCAGUAAUUGCACAGAAAACUGCACCUAUGUUCUGUUUAGUAAUAAGAUCACUUUUUUAAUGGAUCUGUUGAUGCAUCAGUUAACGGUUUGUGUUCCAGAUGAAUAUAAUGCAAUAUUAGGAAGAAGUGCAAAUAAGCAAGUAUUUGAAGGUUUAACAACUGGACUUCUCAGAAUCAUUGCUGUGGUCUUUAGAUGUCUGAUUUCCAGUCUACCAGAUGUAAACAAUCAGCCCACUGCACCCAAAAUAAUACAGGAAGUGAAAAACAAGCCCUCAAAAGUUGAGGCCUUUAACAGCAGAGUCCAGGACCUGAUCAGUUAUGUGGUGAAUAUAGGAUUGAUAGACAAGUUAUGCUGCUGUUUCCUCUCCGUCCAAGGUCCUGUUGAUGACAAUUCAAAAAUAGCUACUUUUCUGCAAAAUGCUACAGCAGUGUUACAUGGAAUGUGUCAGCUAUGUUUUGCUGUCAAUGGAAGGUCCUGGACCAUAUUUGACAAUACACGUAAGGAUCCCACAGGACUAACUGCAGUUCUUCAAACUACAGAUCUAGUUGGAGUCUUGCAUAUGCUGUACUGUAUUCUUUUCCAUGGCACAAUCUCAGACCCAAACAUGGCAAGUCCUAAAGAGAGUUAUACAGAGAACACGAUCCAGGUUGCUAUUCAGAGUUUACGUUUGUUCAGUAGCUUCGCAGUUCUUGAUUUGCCAGCUUUUCAGUCUAUUGUAGGUGCUGAGGGACUUUCCCUUGCAUUCCGUCAUAUUAUCAGCUCUUUGCUGUGGUACUCUUCUCAGCAUACCUGUGAAGAACUGCUACAUGAAGUCAUUGUUUGUGUUGGGUAUUUUACUGUCAACCAUCCAGAUAAUCAAGUAAUUGUACAAUCUGGCCGUCACCCCACAGUGCUGCAGAAACUAUGCCAGUUGCCUUUCCAGUAUUUCAGUGAUCCUCGCCUAAUCAAAGUGCUCUUUCCUACGCUAAUAGCUGCUUGUUACAAUAACCCUCAGAACAAGAUCAUUCUGGAGCAGGAGAUGAGUUGUGUUUUACUUGCCACAUUCAUUCAGGAUUUCACACAGAGUUCAGGACAAACAGAUAACCAGUCUUCUCAACAAAGAGAAAAAUUCUUCACUUCCCAAGAUUAUCUUGAGCUGUCUAACAGAUUCCCUUGCCAGGCCUGGGAAGAAGCACGACAGUUCUUCUUGAAAAAAGAGAAAAAAUAAGUGUUUUAUUUUGUUUCAAUUUUUAAAACAUCUAACAUGUUAAUGUUAAGCAAUUUGUGCUAACGACGUACUUUAAGAAACUGUUUUGGAAACUUCUAAAUACUCAUGUUGUAGAUAUAUAUAAUUUGCACUAUUUAUGUCUUAAGUACUGUAGAUACUUUAACGCUCUGUUUUUUAAUUCUGAAAAUUGUUUAUUUCAUUUACAUACUAUGUCAUGGUUUUGGUAGGUUCUACCCUAUAAUGUGUACUUCUUGCACUGUAAAACUGCUGAAAUUAGGUUACAAAUAGAGAAAAGGUUAUCUUCUAUGUAUCUUGUAAUAAAAUAACUUAUUCUGUU